This is a messenger RNA of Salarias fasciatus (jewelled blenny), 624 nucleotides long. Its product is annotated as ribonuclease inhibitor-like. NCBI's taxonomy places the organism in Eukaryota, Metazoa, Chordata, Actinopteri, Blenniiformes, Blenniidae. Gene Ontology annotation, molecular function: protein binding. The record is from RefSeq and is a predicted model, not a curated record. The transcript has 5 exons. The coding region runs from base 91 to 624 and encodes 177 amino acids.
UCAGUCCAUCAGGAGAUCCAAGAGUUCCUGAAGUCAGAGAACAGAUCAGAGAAGAGACUCUCUGGGAUCCACUGCUCAGCUCUGGCCUACAUGCUGCAGAUGUCAGACCAGGUCCUGGAGGAGUUAAACCUGAGGAACUACAACACAUCAGAGGAGGGACGAUUCAGACUGAUCCCAGCUGUGAAGAACUGCAGGAAGGCUGAACUUCCUGACUGUAGACUCUCUGGUCCUCACUAUGAAGUGAUCUCCUCAGCUCUGAAGUCUGACCCCUCCCAUCUGAAACAUCUGAACCUGAGUGACAACGACCUGAAGGAUUCAUCAGUGGAGAUUCUGUGUUCUGGACUGGAGAGUCCAAACUGUAAACUGGAGACUCUGAGGUUGAUGGACUGCAGGUUGUCAGAGAUCAGCUGUUCUUCUGUGGCCUCAGCUCUGAAGUCCAACCCCUCCCUCCAGAAACAUCUGGAACAUCUGAACCUCAGUGAAAACUAUGAUCUUCGUGAUUCAGGAGUUUCUCAGCUGUGUGGUUUUCUGCAGAGUCCACUCUGCCGUCUGAAGACUCUGAGGUUGAGGGGCUGCAGGUUGUCAGAGAUCAGCUGUUCUUCUCUGGCCUCAGCUCUGACAUAG